Molecule: messenger RNA, 2685 nt
Organism: Sporisorium graminicola
Lineage: Eukaryota; Fungi; Basidiomycota; Ustilaginomycetes; Ustilaginales; Ustilaginaceae
Exons: 1
Coding region: 1-2685 (894 amino acids)
Source: RefSeq, a predicted model, not a curated record
AUGGCGCUUGAAGAUUCUUUUGACGGCGCUGCGUCGGUUCAGUUGCCAGUCAGCCCGGACGGGUCACUGGUGCAAUUGAUGCCGGCGCAAGCGAGUGUCGCAGCGUCAGCCAUCGGCCAAUCCGAUGCGCUAGAGCAUCCCAGCACCACCGCCGCUAUCGUUCAAGAAAAUGUUCAGUCAGGCACUCUCGAAGGCGUCAUGCUCUCGGGGCUGCAAUCCCCCGAACAGAAGCGAUCGUUCAGCAUCGAAACAAAGCCAAUGUCGCCUGAGAAAGCUGCAUUGGCAGCCAUGUUUGACUCGAUCAAGAUGCCACCUCCGACCUCCCCUUCCAAAUCACCACGCAAGGCUUCGGGAAGUAGCGUUCUCUCAUCUCCAUCUAAACAGGUUUCUCGCGAUAUCGCGCCGUCGCUGUUUACCAAGCCCAGCUCUCCCACCACCUCCCCUUCCAAGAUCGGAUCCACCGAUCCGGCCUCUCCUCGACCUUACAAUCGUGACUCUCCCUUGCGCCGGCCCGUCAUUAUCAGCUCCUCUUCUUCACCUGGCAAGGGGCUGCAGCUGACUGAUACUAGAACCAGCAAUGCGACGACCCCGCUUUCGCCGGCUCCGGCCUCGUCAUCCACUGCAGGUAAGCCUCCUAGAAUGCGACCUUCGAUGCUGGCUUCUUCGAGCAGCCCGAGUGCAAAGCUCUCUGAUCUCACCCUGAACCUCGACACGACGGGGACACAAGAGCUGCUCUUCAACCAGGACGCCAGCUUCCUCGUUGCUGCUGCCAACACAGCUGCAGACGUCACCAUCGAUGAUAGUUUCGACGUGUCGAGCGCCAAGGCAAGGAUCAAGUCUUCUUCUUCUGUCUCGGCCUCCGUCGGUGCUGCUGGCACAACGAGGAGAAGCUCGCCUGCCAAGUAUGGAGCAUACAAAGCCAAGCCGAGAUGCAGUAUGGUUCCGGAGGACGAUGUUCCCGAGAUCAAACCGGGCACGCCGAGUAGGAGGAGCAAUACGUUGGGUCUGAGGGGGCUCGGUAUUGGAAAGGUAAUCAAGAACGCGGCUGGUGACGACACGAUCGAGUUGAAUCUCACGGGUAGCUUUAUCGGCAACUCGAGCAUCAUUGCUGGCAACCUCAUGGAUGAAAGCGGAGAGGCGUCUUUGCUGUUCGGAAACAACUCGUUCUCCAUCUCGCAAUCGCGGUCUCCGAAAAAGGGCGCGGAGAAAGCGAACAUACAACCAAAGAGACAGCAAGCCAGACUAGGCAGCAGCGAUGACGAUGACGACGAUGAGGAGGAGGAGGAAGACUUUGAGAGGGAUACGAAGAACAUGCAGAAAUGGGCGACCGAGGCUGCACGCAAGGCGCUGGUCGGCAGACAGGUUGUGGACAAGACUCCCAGUAGAGGCUUAGCCUCCGCCAGGACUGCCAUAUCCACCGUCACUCGCCCCUCUGCCGCUCCUUCGACCGUCACAAAGCCAGUCUCGCGCAGUGCUCCACGCACUUCGCUCGUGACACCGAGAGCUGGGUCGAGGUUGCUCCAGCCUCGAGCGUCAGGCGCAGCAGCGGCGGCAGCCAAACCAGAACCAGCCCUAUCUCGCUCAGGAAGCGCCUCGAGCGGCUUGUCAUCCCAUUCAUCCUCCUCUUCACUCGCCUCCUCCGCGCAGCUCAGCAGCAUCGAUCCAGGCAGCGAAGCAAAGACUCCCAUGCGAAGCAGACGCAAGAGCACUUUCACCACCACACGCCCUCCCGUCUCCGGCCCAGCACGUCGAAGGGAAUCGCUAGCGUCCGCUGCUGUCGUGCAAGCACACCCUAUCCCGCCUGUUCCUUCCCUCGGGCCCGCAACACCGGGACGUAGUCGGACUGCGUCUACCCCGGCCACGACAGCAGGCAGCUCUCCAGGUAUGAAGACCCCAACUGCCGCUUCGAGGACCAUUCCGAAGCCACGCGCCUCGUUGACCAGUCGGAGCAGCGGUGUGCUCCCGACUCCGCGUGCUUCUGCUCCUGCGACUGCGGGCACUGCAGGUGUAGGGGCCAUCCCACGACCACGUGCGUCGCUCACCGCCUCAUCCACCACAUCCGCUUCGGCACGCUCUUCUGUCGCUUUGACUAGAACGCCCAGCGCACGCACAGCUACAGCGCGUUCUGCCUCGCUGGCCACCCCUACUGCGCGUACUGCCACCACGCGCUCCGCCGCUGUUGCCGCCAAUGCCACUCCUUUGGCCACAGGAGGUUUGCGUAAAAGCGCAUCGCAGCCGCACGGACUCGAUAACUCGAGCGUCGAUGUGGGUGAGACCCCCACUGGCGUUGCGCGGCCGAGGACGUUGGUGCCGCGUGCAAGUAUGAGCCGGAUCGGUAGUGUCGCAGCUACUCGAACGUCGGGCCUUGUGACGCCGAGAGCGACUGUGGCGACCGCGGUUGGCGGGUCUGCACGCGUCCCACCGACGACAGCCCAGGUGGAGGCGUUGUCAGAGGCGAGGGGCAACAGCGGUGUGCCUGCAGCCAAGGUCUCGGCUGUCUCUGCGUCCAAGACCGGCGGCAUACCGGUCACACGCAGGCCGUCCAUGACUGGGCGUGCGGGAUCCUCGAGCGGCGGAGGUGGGUUCGGCUUCAAACCUCGCACCUCGGCGGUGUAUAUUGGUGCCGGUACCGGCGCUACUCGAAAGCCGUCUUUGCUGCUGGACGGCGAAGACAAGGAGAAUUAG